Molecule: messenger RNA, 2048 nt
Organism: Adelges cooleyi (spruce gall adelgid)
Lineage: Eukaryota; Metazoa; Arthropoda; Insecta; Hemiptera; Adelgidae
Product: nuclear transcription factor Y subunit gamma-like
Exons: 7
Coding region: 217-1152 (311 amino acids)
Biological process (GO): regulation of DNA-templated transcription
Cellular component (GO): CCAAT-binding factor complex; nucleus
Molecular function (GO): DNA-binding transcription activator activity, RNA polymerase II-specific; protein heterodimerization activity; DNA binding
Source: RefSeq, a predicted model, not a curated record
GCGUCGUUUUGCCAAAAGCCGUUUUCUAGUCAUUACAAUUAUUUACAGUUUAAUUUACAUUUUACGACUCACAAAUCAUAGGUAUUUCAUAAUAGUAAUAAUAAUAAAUAAUAACUGUUAAAUUGUUCUAUUAUUAUUUUUGUCGCAAGUUGAACGCGGUUGUUUUAGCCGUUAGCGACAAAUUAAUAACGUUUGAUCAUUUAUCGGAGUGCAACUAUGUCUAUCUUUUUAGUUGACCCGGAUGUUGUAGAAGAAAAUAAGGAUACGCAGACUGAAAAUGAUACAGAUGCUGUAACUAUAACCGUGGAAGAUGAUAAUGAUGCAACUUCUACUGAAACUGCAUUGAAUGCAUUUUGGCCCAAAGAAAAUGACGAUAUCAAAAAAAUUGAUAAACUCGAUUUAAAAACACAAUUGUUACCAUUGGCAAGAAUAAAAAAAGUAAUGAAGAUGGAUGAAAAUGUUAAGAUGAUAAGUGCUGAAGCACCUAUGCUUUUUUCAAAAGCGACAGAAAUGUUCAUUAAAGAAUUGACAUUACGUGCGUGGAUACACACAGACGAAAAUAGACGACGAACUCUACAAAAAAAUGAUAUAGCCAUGGCUAUUAGCAAGUACGAUCAGUUUGAUUUCCUCAUUGACAUAGUGCCUAGGGAAGAAGUGAAAGUAGUAACUGCCAAUAAGACCACAUUGAACCCUGAACAGGUUCAAUAUUAUUUUCAAUUAGCUCAACAACAGCAUAAUAUUAAUAAUCAAUCUACGCCAAAAGGUGAACAAACUAUACAGAUAGUGCAGUCUGUAUCCAAUCAAAUUGAAAAUGUAACUUCAAGUAUUACUACUACUAAAACCUCGACAAUCGUCUCAGACGGUCAACCACAAGUUGUGCAAUGGCAGGAAGAACCUCAGAAUGUAAAUUCAAAUGCAGGUCCAGUAUACCAGUUACUUCAGCAAGUGAUCACGCCUUCAGGAGAAAUUCAACACGUGCCUGUACAGUUAAACUCUAGUCAAAUGCAGUUGCUUCAAAUGCAAGAACCAAACUCUCCACAACCCCAACAAGUUCAAGUGAUGCAGCCACAAAUUAUAGAAGUAGCAUCUCAAGCAAAUGGACAAACGUUUUAUAUACAGCAGCAAGCUAAUCCAUCAACUAGUUCAAAAUAAAAUCUACUUAGGUACAAUUUUGUAAAAUUAUUUAGGUUUAGUAAACUAAUAGUUAUAGUUUAAAAUUUAAGUACAUUUCUAUUUUAACUUAAAUCGAGUUGAAUUUUUUUUUUAAUGAAUAACAAGCUUUUCUAAAGUAUUGUUAAAAAUUAUUUUUUACUUUCAAUCAUGAUUGCAUCCAAUUUUAGUAACUAAGUUAUCUAAGGAGUAUUAAUGCAGAGGCCGUAUUAGCCAUCUAAUUAUUAGCAAGCUAAUCAAAUGAUUGAAAAUACUUAAUGUGUGAUAGAACUUAAAUGUUUAAUUAUUAAAAAAUUGUUAGGUUUGCAAAUCCAUUUUAUUGGUUGUCUAAUGAUUGAUUAAGCAUUAGAAACUAAUUUGACCUAAGCAAUAAUUUUAUCAAUUCAAUAAAUAUUAAAGUCAUAAACUUUCUCAAAUUCAAUUACUUGCAAUUGUUUAUACACAAGUUUCGUAAUCAUAGAUGUAUUAUAUUUCCAUUAACUCUUAGUUUUGAAUUUUAAUUUGUAUACUAAGUUAUUUCAAUUGUAUCGAAAUUAUCUAAUAAGAAUAAUCACUUGUGAAUAAAGUUCUAUACUUUUGUUUAGAGUUCAGGUUACACCUAUCUUGUAAUAUUCAUACCUAAUUCGUUGAAACUAUUGUAAUAUUAUCUUUUCUAAACUGUCGUUAUGGGCUAGUCGGUACUCUCCUGUCAUUCCAACAAAUUUGUAUAUGUAUUUAUUUCAAUUAUUGUACUGACAAAAAAAAUAUCUUGCAGUAUAAAACCUGGUUACUCACUUCAGUAUCUUACCUUAUUAUUCUUAUAAGAAUAAUUUAUUUUCCAUCUAAUAUGGAAACGAUUUAUGUAACAUAAUAUUUACUAAUGAGUUAAUAUUUGAUAU